GCGAUCGCCGCUGUCGGUACCGAGGAGUCCUUCUUGGUGUACACCCAGGACACCGCUGGUCGAAUCCGCGAGACCCGGUGCCAAAACGGCCAGUGGUCCGGCGGCAGUGAGCAGGAUGUCGUCGCCAAUGCUAUCUUGGGAUCUCCCAUUGCUGCUAUCAUGCCGAACUCGGACACUGUGAACCUGUUUUUCAUUGGCGAGGACACGGAGGUCAAGGAGGUGCAACGUGACAGCGACGGACGCUGGCACGAAGGCUCCCUGAACCGCAACCAGGUCAAGGUGGCCCCGUAUUCGAUGUUGUCGGUAUGCAGCCACCGACGCCAGCAGAACACCCACAUCCGCGUCUAUGUGCAGAUGCAGGAUAAUAGCAUCCAGGAGCUCGGCCAGGAUGACGAACAGCGAGGAUGGUCGAAGAUGACCAACCUGGGCCGUGCCCUGCCCGGCACUGGUCUAGCCAGCUACAUCAAGCACCGACCAAGCAAUAGGGUCUACCACCAGUCCGAGGACCUCAGCCUCAAGGAGAAGCUGUACGACGGCAGACAGUGGAAGGAAGGCGAGUUCACAGUUUCCAAGGCGCCCCCGCGCACCGACCUUGCUGCGACCGUCUUCAGCAACGACCAUAUCCGCGUCUACUUUGUCCACGAGGACAACCAUGUUCUCGAAAUGGCCUAUGAUAGGGGGAAGUGGCAGCGUGGUGGCUUCCGCGAGCAGUGCGUCCCGGGAAGCCAGGUCGCGGCUUUCGCCCCUCCCCGCCAGGAGGUGCAGCUUCGCGUCUACUUUCAGAGCGGAAAGCAUGUCACUGCCGUUUCUGAAUGGGUCUAUGACCGCCAGUGGAAGCUGGGCAAGGAGGCUCUUCCCCCUGCUUAG
Messenger RNA from Aspergillus saccharolyticus JOP 1030-1, 867 nucleotides. It is a transcript of the gene fleA, whose product is annotated as fucose-specific lectin FleA. The transcript has 4 exons. NCBI's taxonomy places the organism in Eukaryota, Fungi, Ascomycota, Eurotiomycetes, Eurotiales, Aspergillaceae. The annotation marks the transcript as partial. The record is from RefSeq and is a predicted model, not a curated record.